Messenger RNA from Aspergillus sclerotioniger CBS 115572, 720 nucleotides. RefSeq names its product Tim10/DDP family zinc finger protein. The transcript is spliced from 3 exons. Bases 90 to 371 code for a protein of 93 amino acids. Gene Ontology annotation, biological process: protein insertion into mitochondrial inner membrane. The record is from RefSeq and is a predicted model, not a curated record. NCBI's taxonomy places the organism in Eukaryota, Fungi, Ascomycota, Eurotiomycetes, Eurotiales, Aspergillaceae. Gene Ontology annotation, cellular component: mitochondrial inner membrane.
UCCGCAUACAACAACACCCUUCUCCGGUCAUUAUCUAGCUUCUCGAUUCUCUAUCCUCAACCACAUUCACACUCCCACCCAUCGUCAUCAUGUCUUUCCUCUUCGGCGGUCCCCCCAAGAUGUCCUCGGCAGAGAAGAUUGCUGCCGCUGAGAUCGAGGUCGAGAUGGUUUCCGACAUGUUCAACCGCCUUACCCAGUCCUGCGUCCAGAAGUGCAUCCCCAACGACUACCGCGAAGGCGACCUGAACAAGGGCGAGUCCGUCUGCCUCGAUCGCUGCGUUUCAAAGUUCUUCGAUGUCAACAUGAAGGUCAGCGAGAAGAUGCAGGGUGAUGCGGCCAGACAGGGCGGCAUGGGCAUGGGCGGCAUGUAAAGGCGAAAAACGAAAGAGCUGUUUAUUUAACCGGUUUUCUUAUCAACGUGUAUAAUCUAUUUGGGUUUCAGAUCUGCCACAGCUAUCCCUCCUAAUGGUUUCUUUGGGUUCUUAUGUAAUGACUGGAGCGGAAGGCCUGGCCUAGUGAUCGGGCUUGAUAGAUGGGACGGACGAGCAUCACUUGGGUUUGGAUAUACAUGUUUGUUUGGUCUUGGGCUGGGUUCCUCGGUCUUUUGCAAUGCGCGGUCAACGCGAACUGCGCAAGUCUAUUUCGGGGAUUAUGUACAUUAGAAAUGAUAUGUGGGCAUUUACAAAGGUUUGUUCUGGGAAAUCAAGAAUCUCCAUCAUG